GCUGGAGACGGCCGGAACGGCUGCCGAGUAGGACACAACGCUUGGGAGGUAGGAUCCGUUGACAGCGAUGGCCAGAGCCAGAGCCAGGACUGCGAUGAUGAACUUCAUGGUGAAGACGGUUGGUUUACAAUGCUUCUGAUUGUGUUGAAGUGAGAACGUUUUGCUAACUUAUGCCUCUGAAGAAUAUCAGCGAUUUUAUAUAGUUGUGGUGCUUUGUUAAUCAUGUCCAUAGUCACGUAGGAGAAUUUUUAAACCAAGUUUCAAGCUGUUCACAGCUAUAAUUUGAAAAAGGAAAUGUUUAUGCUUGAGUAACUUUUCAAAAGUAAACUCAAUUUGACACGGUGGUAUCUAAUGUUAUACGAAGCGUGACGGUGCACUACCAAUUCCAGAAAUCUAAUUUGUUCAACUAUUUCGGAAGGUUCCUUUCACUAGCUCAUCCAACAAUAUAUAAAGUUAGGAAUUAACUCGUUAAAUCAUCAGUAAGCAAAACGUUCUCACUUCAACACAAUCAGAAGCAUUGUAAACCAACCGUCUUCACCAUGAAGUUCAUCGUCGCAGUCCUGGCUCUGGCUUUGGCCGUCGCUGUCAACGGAUCCUACCUCCCAAGCGUUGUGUCCUACUCGGCAGCCGUUCCGGCCGUCUCCAGCUCGGUUUGGCCAGCCUACGGAGGUCUGUACGGAAAGUCCGCCGUGCUGGGAGGUUAUGCCGGCUACCCGGGGAUCUACGGAAGCUGGCCAGUGUACGGAAAGUCCUGGGGAUACCAGGCGGCGCCGGUUGUGACCAAGGUCAUCGAUAACGGUGCGUGGAACUAUGGCGGCUAUGGAUACAACAAGUACUGGCUGUAAACUGGACUGGAUUGCAAUAUGGAACCAAUGAUAUUUGAAAAUUAAAGGUUGUAAAAAUUUUGCUACAUGAAA
Messenger RNA from Culex quinquefasciatus (southern house mosquito), 917 nucleotides. RefSeq lists its product as uncharacterized. The transcript has a single exon. Bases 540 to 845 code for a protein of 101 amino acids. Lineage: Eukaryota; Metazoa; Arthropoda; Insecta; Diptera; Culicidae. The record is from RefSeq and is a predicted model, not a curated record.